GGGACGGCGGCGGCGAGCAGGGGGGGGGGACCCCGGCGGGAUGAGGCGGGCGCGGUGCUGAGGCGGCCCCGGUGCGGGAGCGGGGACGCGUCAUGACCUCGGCGCGGGAGGCGGCCGGUUCCCCCCCGUUGCACCCCCCGGGCGGCGGGCGGCGGCGGAGCGCCCUGGACCAGCUCCCGCCGCCCGCCAACUCCAACAAGCCGCUGACCCCCUUCGGCAUCGAGGACAUCCUGGGGCGGCCCCGCGGCGGGAGCCCCCCCGGGCCCGGCCCCGCCGCGCCCCCCGCCCGGCUCCCCGAGAAGGCGCCGGGGCCCCGCGGCGGCGGCUGCGCCCCGUCCUCGCCGCUCUGCGCGCUGGAGGAACUCGCCAGCAAAACCUUCCAGGGGCUGGAGCUGGGCGUGCUGCAGGCGGCCGAAGGUCGGGAGCCGCUGGGGGCCCUGGGGCAGCGCCCGCCCUGCAAGAAGAGGCGCAAGUCGCGGACGGCGUUCACCAACCAGCAGAUCUACGAGCUGGAGCAGCGGUUCCUGCGGCAGAAGUACCUGUCCCCGGCGGACCGGGACCAGCUGGCGGCCCGGCUGGCGCUCAGCACGGCCCAGGUCAUCACCUGGUUCCAGAACCGCCGCGCCAAGCUCAAGCGGGACCUGGAGGAGCUCCGGGCCGACGUGGCCUCGCUGCAGGCGCUGCCCCCCGCCGCCCUUCAGCAGCUGGCGGCCCUGCCCGACCCCCCGCGCCCCCCCGGCCCCGGCCCCGGCCCCGGCCCCGGCCCCGGCCGCGGCGGGGGGGGGUCCCGGGCCGGCACCGCCUUCCUUCCCCCUCGGCCUCUCUCGCACCGAAGUCCACACUGCCCCUCCCAGCCCCCCCAGCCCGUGCCGCCAGCCCCCCCCCAGCCCGUGCCGCCAGCCCCCACCACUCCCCCAAAAACGGAGGACAACGGGAUCCCCGUUAAUCAUCUGCCUCCA
Molecule: messenger RNA, 959 nt
Organism: Tyto alba (common barn owl)
Lineage: Eukaryota; Metazoa; Chordata; Aves; Strigiformes; Tytonidae
Product: transcription factor LBX2-like
Exons: 6
Biological process (GO): regulation of DNA-templated transcription
Molecular function (GO): DNA binding; DNA-binding transcription factor activity, RNA polymerase II-specific
Source: RefSeq, a predicted model, not a curated record